AUGCAGGAGAGGUAUGCGGAACAGAAAGAGCUUGGUCAGGCUCACGCCGCUAUGGUCAAACAUUUCUCUGCAGACCAUGCAAGGAGGGAGGAGGCAGAGGACAACGAGGUCAAGCAUGUCGUCAUAGUCAAGAACGUUGAGGCGAAGCGCUGGGGUGAGAUCUGUGGACGCCUGGGUGCCAUUGCUGAGUUCAACAAAGAGAGCUCCUACUAUGAUGAUGUCAGCGAGCUUCUGGUGAUUGUUGUGGCCAACGAGAGCUGCCGCGCAGAGUUCGCCUACAGUGGGUACCUCACCAGCCUUGGCAAGCUGAUCAGGGAGAUCACGGAAGACCAGGUCGUACAGUCAGUCAAGGACCUGGCCAUCCCCCUCCUCGACGCACGCAAGUCAAACAACAGAGCUUGGAUGGUGGUUGAACUCUUCAGCGAGGAAGACCUGGACCGCUACAUCGCAACCCCCACCAUCCUUAAUGGCGUGAAGUGGUACAAGGCCCAGUCCUACCAAUCAUAUGGAUCCCUCUCACACUGA
Acanthamoeba castellanii str. Neff is the source of this 525-nucleotide messenger RNA. RefSeq lists its product as uncharacterized. The coding region runs from base 1 to 525 and encodes 174 amino acids. The transcript has 2 exons. Lineage: Eukaryota; Discosea; Longamoebia; Acanthamoebidae. The record is from RefSeq and is a predicted model, not a curated record.